This is a messenger RNA of Cyclospora cayetanensis, 3528 nucleotides long. RefSeq names its product WD repeat-containing protein 3 homolog. Gene Ontology annotation, cellular component: small-subunit processome; Pwp2p-containing subcomplex of 90S preribosome. The transcript is spliced from 12 exons. Gene Ontology annotation, biological process: maturation of SSU-rRNA. NCBI's taxonomy places the organism in Eukaryota, Apicomplexa, Conoidasida, Eucoccidiorida, Eimeriidae. Gene Ontology annotation, molecular function: snoRNA binding; protein binding. The record is from RefSeq and is a predicted model, not a curated record. Bases 1 to 3528 code for a protein of 1175 amino acids.
AUGGUGAAAGCCUACUUGAACUACAAGCAUGCUGCUUCUUUCGGCCUGACGGCAACGCCUUCCGCGAACCUCGUCCUCUUGCCUGGCGUAGGACCCUCCUUCAGCAGCUGUAGCGGCGACUUAGUGUGGUGCUGCUGCGGCAGCGAAGCUGUCUUGUGGCAUACGCAGCAACGCCAGCAGUUGCUGCGUCUGCAGCCCCCCCCUGUGAUGCUCCCAGAUGGCGAACUCGAGGUGUACAGACAGGCCGCCACGGUGGUGGCUCCUGCAGCUGUAGCCGCAGCCGUUGCCGUUGGCUACAGCGAUGGCAGCAUUCGCGUAUGGUCAUUAAAUACCUCCGCUGCAGCGACUGCUGCACUCGAGGGAAAGCAACAUCUCCUGCUCUCAACUGCCUCCCCCUCGCUCGUCUUGCAUGGGCAUCGCGGUUCUGUUUCUGCGCUUCAGUGGGCAGUCAGCAGCAGCACCACUAUCCGCAGUCUCAGCAGCACGAGCAGCACGCACAUUAGCGAAGACUUACUCGUGUCGGGAGGGGUCGAUGGUGAUGUCAUUGUAUGGGAUGCUCUCGGAGGAAUAGGUCGCUGCCGUUUGCGUGGUCAUACGCAGCCAGUGACAGCUCUACUCCCGCUGCAUGCAACGCUAGCUCUGGAAGCAGCUGCAAAGGAAGAGGCAGAUGCAGAAGAAGACGCAAUCGCAGCAACUGCGACUGCAGCAACUGCAGCACGAGACGGAGAAACGCAGCAACACGCAGCACCCGGCAAACAGAGAAACAACAAGCGAAAGGCACAUAGCCACGUCAGCCAAAACAGCAGUGAUGCAUGCAACACUACAAACAGCAGCGUACUGCUUUUGAGCGGCUCUAAAGACGGUCUCCUCAAGAUCUGGGAUGUAGAUCUCCAGCUAUGUCUUCACACGGAAGUUGGUGCAGCAGAAGCAGGAGAAGUGUGGACGCUCGCUGUUAAUCCAUGCCAAACGCGUUUGUUUGUUGGUGGAGGUGAUCACAAGAUUCGUGUAUUUGCUCUACACCUUGGGCUGCAUGCAGCGGCAGCGUCAAAUGCGUCUGCCUCAGAGGCAGCAGCAGCGCAGAUUACAAGGGCAGUGACAAGGUAUUUGGGAAGUGUCUCUCCGAAUCGCAGCAGCAAAAAGCAACGCGUGCGUUGGCUGCAGUUUGUAGCAACUGAGGAGGAGUCUCUCUCGCCAGCGGCAGCAGCAGCAGCAGCAGGAGAGGGGGUGAGCUCGCCUGUACGGACAGGAGGUUUGCUGCUCUGUUGCAGCGGAGGAUCACGCAUCGUGGAUUUUUACCGCUGUCUGAAUGCAGAAGAGCAGAAGCGGCAGCAGCUGAAGCGUGAGCGUCGUGCUCAGCAGCGCCUCAAGAAGAAGCAGCAGCAGGAGGAAGAAGAAAAGGGUCAGCAGCAGCACGAUCAGCAGCAGCACGAUCAGCAGUUUUCUGAGAUGCUGUAUGUGGGUUCGCUGCAUGCAUCGGCUGUCGUCAAGGGAUUUAACGCGCGUGGCAUUCGCACCAGAGCCAGCAGCAACAGCAGUGCAGCAGAUCUCCGCCGUACAAGCAGUCUGUGCGUUCGAAUUUGCAUGAACCUCAACAACAACACGCUGGAAGUGUGGAAGGCGGAUCCUCUACUCCUCCGCAAAUAUCGCGCAAACGGGGAGGACGCGUUUGAGCAUCUUACAAGAUUUUCUUCGGGAGGGCAUGCAGGGCAGUUACGGAGUCUCUGCACUUCUCAUGAUGAUGGAUACAUCCUCUCAGCUGCAGACGAGGGAGCAAAAGUUUGGAGUGCGUCUUCAUCAACAGUGCGCUGUGUCAAGACACUUCCGUGUGAAGAGCCUCAGUGCGGCUUUGUCAUGGCGGGAAAUGAGCAUAUCGUUCUCGGAUGCAGAAGCGGCGAGUUGCUUCUCUUCGAUCUUGGCUCGAACGAAUUGUUGCAGCGCACAGCGGCGCAUGCAGGAGCUGUCAACGCCCUAGCAGAGCACCCUAAACACACAGGGUUUGCAUCUGCCUCUAGCGACAAGACUGUGAAGCUCUUUGCAUUUUACAUCUCCGACGAGCUGUCUGAGGCGCAUGAAAAGAAGAAGAAAAAGGCGGGAGGAGGAUUCUCCCCAAAAGAUCAGCAUCAGCAGAUAUCGCUUCGCUGCGAGGGUUCCUUCAACGUUCCUGAUGAGGCGCUGGAUGUCGCGUUUCAUCCAGUAGGCAACCUUCUGAUUGUGGCGCUCAUCGACCACACGAUUCUUGUGCUGCAUGCAGACACAGGUCGCAUUCGGCUGUCGCUCUAUGGCCAUAAGCUGCCAGUAACGAGCGUUGCGGUGUCUUCCUCGGGAGCCUUGUUGGCUUCAGGCUCCGUUGACAAAUCUCUGAAGAUCUGGGGAUUGGAUUUUGGCGAUAUUCGCAAAAGCUUCCGCGCGCAUGAGGAGACAGUCACAAAGGUUGCAUUCUUGCCAUUAACGCACUAUGUCUUGACGGCUGGGUUGGACGGCUUCAUCAAGCAGUGGGAUGCAGACCGUCACUUGCUGGUGAAGGUGUACGCAUGCGGAGUUUCCGCUAGAGGGGGCUGCCUGGGAGGUGCUGCCCUCUCUGCUCUUUGUCUUUCUGCAGACGGAGACUUUUUCUGCUGCAGCGAUAGCAGCAGACAGCUCCAUCUUUGGCGCCGUACUGACGAGCAGGUGUUUGCGGAAGAGCAGCAAGAGCGGCGCUUGCUGCAGCAGCAGCAGCGGGAGGCAGAAGGUCUUGAAGAAGCAGCCGCGACUACAGCGGCGGCUGUUACUGCAGUUGCUCCUACAGUCAUCAUGGAGCGCCCUACCAAACUAACGGAUGAGGCUUUAAAAACUGCAGACAAGCUUAUCGAGGCGCUGCAAGUGGCACGACAGCAACGCGAAGAGGAUGCCGAGUUUGCGACUGCAUUUUUCCGCUGGGUAUCUGCGUUGCCACGUGAUGGUUGCAGAUCUUCAUUUGAAGCAGAUCCUUUGCCGAUGCCUCCGGCAGCUCGUCCGGAGUUGCUGGGCUGUUCGGCUCAUGAGCACCUGUUGCGGUGUAUAUACAGCAUAAGAGCGGCAGAUGCAGGCGAAGUGUUGCUCGCACUCCCGUUGGACUAUGCGCUGGAGCUGCUGCAGUUUCUGACAGAACUCUUGGAAACGGAGGCUGCGAGGCUUUUUAAAGACAGCGACGCUGCACAGAGCAAGGAGCGACGUCUGCAACCUCUUGAGCACCAAUGCAUGCUACCAGGUCCAACAGAGGUUGCUGUGCGCUUGGCUCUGCAGCUCGUGCAGCUGCACUUCCGCCUGUUCAUCGUAUGCGACAAGCAUCGCAGUCUCAUACAGAGGCUGAGGGCUGUUAUUCGCCCGCUGCUGCAGUACCAACGCGACGCUUUGCGUUUCAAUUCCGCAGCACUCGGCGUCCUGCUGCGAUGCGUUUCCAGUAGCAGCAGCGAGGCACUCCACCAGCUGCGAGAUCAGGUGUCCAUACACCUGCCGCCGACUAAGAAGAAGAGACGCGGCGGUCCGGCUAGCGGCCUUACAGGGCUUUAA